AUGACGACGAACAGACCAUUCUUCGGCGGCUUCCUGGCGGCUUUUCGAGCGCAACCCGCCUUACAGAAAGCCGCGACGUCACAGGCAACAUCAGUGGCCUCCUACUCCCAUACCGCCUCAUCACCGCAAAGCCAAAGUCAUGACCCGGCAACGACAACACGGACAAUAACCACAAAGACGCGCUCACCAUCACCGGGCCCAACAACAGUAUCCGUACAAGCAACAGGCCACUUCCAGCCAACGAGGCAACACGCUGCACCAUACCACCGCUCUACAUCACCCAGAGCGAAAGCCUUUCCCAUACCAGGCGCGUCGCAACGAAGUAGGAGAGGCUCAGACAGCUCAUCGGAGGGCUUCCACGAAGUCAUGGGCGGGGAGAAGUGGUACAUAGGCGGCAGGACCGCAACUGGGGAAGAGAAAUUCUACAAGCUGGGCAUGGUGAAGCGACAGAGGAGCGCGGAUCGGUUGAGUCUGGACAAACUCAGUAUAUAA
Cucurbitaria berberidis CBS 394.84 is the source of this 492-nucleotide messenger RNA. RefSeq lists its product as uncharacterized. The record is from RefSeq and is a predicted model, not a curated record. The coding region runs from base 1 to 492 and encodes 163 amino acids. The transcript has a single exon. Lineage: Eukaryota; Fungi; Ascomycota; Dothideomycetes; Pleosporales; Cucurbitariaceae.